AUGGAGGUUACUCAAUGCUCUGAAAGAGUACAAGUAUCUAAACUCAUUUCUAAUAUUCGUUCUUGUCAAGAUGAGAUUAGGGUAUUAAAAGCAGAAAAUCAGAAAUUGAGAGCGAGACUCAACUGCUCUAAAAAUUCAUCACCUGGGAUGAAUGAUUCAAUAAACAAGAAGUUCUGGUCAUAUGCUGAAACAGUUGAACCACCGUUUUAUUCUUUAAUUCCGAAGACUAAUGCUCCUAAAAAUGUUGUUGAUUUUAGGCCAAUUAUCUUGAGUAAUGUAAGUUAUAAGAUUAUAUAUAAGUUAUUGACUAAUAGGCUAAAAUCUGUUAUAGAUAAAUUCGCUAGUCCAUUUCAGGCUGCUUUUCUGUCAUCUAGACAAAUAACUGAUAACAUAGUUAUUGCACAUGAAAUUGUGGACACUCUUAGAAGGCAUGGGUCAACAUCUGGUCUUAUGGCACUUAAGUUAUAUAUGUCAAAAUCUUUUGACAUAAUUGAAUGUCCAUUCCUAAUGGCUAACCAUGAGCAUUGGUGCAUUAUGAUAGAGCAGGAUAUUCUGUCUAGAAUGUUGAUUAUUGCUGAGGAUAAUAAUGAUAUCCAAGGCAUUAAAGUUAUUAAUAAUGCUUCAUCAGUUAGUCAUCUCUAUUUUGAAGAUGAUUGCUUGGUGUUUACUAAAGCUAGUGACAAUGCUGUUAAAAAUAAUGUUGUCACUAUCCUGAAGAUUAGAAGGCUAGGACUGCAAGAAAAGUAUCUGGGUGUGCUUCUCUUAAUUUGGAGAAACAAGAUGGAAACUCUUGGUCAUAUACAAUCUAGCUUUGAAAAAAGAUUAGGAAUGUGGAAGAGUAAACAUGUAAAUCAACCUGGUAGAACUGUUCUUACUCAUAUAGUAUUAGGUACACUAGCUAUGCCUAAAAGGUUAACAGAUAGGUUAGACUCUAUCCAGAGGAAGUUUUUCUGGAAUAAGAAAAGGAACAAUAGAGGCUUGUAUUUUAGAGGCUGGGAUAAUGUUGCUAAGCCGAUAGUUCAUGGUGGUCUUAACAUCAAGAAAACUGAAUACGUUAAUUAUUCUUUGUUGGCCAAACUUUCUUGGAGGAUGUUAAAAGAACCAGAUUAA
Molecule: messenger RNA, 1110 nt
Organism: Papaver somniferum (opium poppy)
Lineage: Eukaryota; Viridiplantae; Streptophyta; Magnoliopsida; Ranunculales; Papaveraceae
Exons: 4
Coding region: 1-1110 (369 amino acids)
Source: RefSeq, a predicted model, not a curated record